This is a messenger RNA of Cylicostephanus goldi, 1113 nucleotides long. NCBI's taxonomy places the organism in Eukaryota, Metazoa, Nematoda, Chromadorea, Rhabditida, Strongylidae. The record is from the annotation of a GenBank genome assembly.
AUGGAUGUCGUGAAAAUUCGCCUGCAACAGCAACAUCAUCCCUUUCCAAAAGGACAAUGUUUCUAUUUCUAUAACGGCUUGAUGGAACAUGUGUGCACUGCAUGUGAGCAUCGUCAACCAUGUGUGUGGUACCAACGGCCGGGCAAUUUCUCUGGGACAAUUGAUGCAUUUGUAAAAAUAACGCGAGAGGAAGGCAUAAAAUCAUUAUGGAGUGGCUUAUCACCUACAUUAGUCAUGGCUAUACCUGCUACCGUCUUCUACUAUUCUUUAUAUGACACUUUAUAUUCUAAGUUCAUGCAGAGGUGUGUAGCGUCUGAGUUUGCAUUUUUUUCUUAUUAUUUUCACUUAUUUUUUAACUUCUGUACCUUAAGGCUGUACCGUCGGCGCACAUUGACGCCAGAAUUAUGGUGCCCACCCGAGUGGACAGCAGCUACACUUGCCGGUGCUACCGCGCGCACGUCAGCAGCCACCAUUGUUAGUCCGCUGGAGAUGAUUCGAACAAAAAUGCAAAGCGAACAGUUGACUUAUCGAGAUAUUGGACGAGCUUUGAGAGUGACCGUAGCAAAGAAUGGCAUACGAGGUUUUUACCUAGGUUGGAUGCCCACACUUUUGAGGGACAUCCCAUUUUCAGCUAUUUACUGGGCUUUCUACCAAUAUUUCAAACGAAAUUUGCUAGAAUGGAGAAAUAUGGAACGAACGACGUUUGCAACCGCAUUCGCAUGUGGAGCUACUUCAGGAACGAUAGCUGCCAUUAUAACGACUCCGUUUGAUGUGGUAAGGCAUGACCACAUAUCGUAUUUUAUCUUUAUUUUUUUCAGAUUUAUCAUGAAAACGCAUCUUCAAAUAAAAUUAGGACAAGAGAAUGCUGUAUGGCGAGUGCCUACAAAGAAAAUCAUCAAUGAAAUCAUGGAGAAUGGCGGUGGUGUCAGGGCGCUUUUUGCAGGUUUUGCUGGAAUUUUAUUUUUCUAUUUUUUUAUUAGCAAAUUUGAAAUUGUAGGAGUUGUGCCACGAGUAGUAAAAAUUGCUCCAUCCUGUGCCGUGAUGAUAGGAUCAUACGAGUAUUUUAAAGGAUAUUUUGCACGACGGAAUCAGCGACAUUCUUUGUCACAAUAG